AUGGAUACUUCUGUUAAUCAAACCAUGGCAUUUGAUGCUGCCAAAAUUUUCAAUGAAUUGGUGAACAAUUUUGACUUUGCUGAAUUUAUGGAAAAGAACUUCAACAUCACUGAAAUCCCAGCCUGGGUUUCUGUUCACUCCCCAUCUGUUGAUCAUCCAUUUGGUCUUGAAUUAUGGCCAAUAUUUUCUAAAGUAUUUGAAUCUAUUGUAGGUUAUCCAGCAGAAGAUUUUGAAUUUAUUUACAACAAAACUUUCUUAGCCAAUGGUUACCAUGCUAUCGGUAUUAUCUUAUGUUACUAUUUUGUCAUAUUUGGUGGUCAAGCUAUCUUAAGAGCUGUUAAUGCCAAACCAAUCAAAAUUAACUUCCUUUUCCAAUUACACAAUUUAUUCUUAACUUCAAUUUCCUUAAUUCUUUUACUUUUAUUAGCUGAACAAUUGAUUCCUAUGAUCUAUCACAAUGGUUUGUUCUGGGCUAUAUGUGCUCCACAAGCUUUUGCACCAAAAUUGAUCACUUUAUACUAUUUGAAUUAUUUGACUAAAUUCGUUGAAUUGAUUGAUACUGUUUUCCUAGUCCUAAAGAGAAAAAAACUUUUAUUCUUACACACCUAUCACCAUGGUGCAACUGCUUUAUUAUGUUACACACAAUUGAUGGGUCACACCGCUGUUGAAUGGGUACCAAUCACUUUGAACUUAGGUGUUCACGUUGUUAUGUACUGGUACUAUUUCCUUUCCUCGUGUGGUAUUAGAGUCUGGUGGAAACAAUGGGUCACUAGAUUCCAAAUUAUUCAAUUUUUGAUUGAUUUAGUGUUCGUUUAUUUUGCCACCUACACAUUCUACGCUAAUAAGUACUUCCAUAAUAUCUUACCACACAAGGGUACAUGUUACGGCACUCAAGAUGCCGCUGCUUAUGGUUAUUUGAUUUUAACUUCUUACUUGGUUUUAUUCAUUUCUUUCUACAUCAAUUCUUAUAAGAAGAAGGGUGUUAAGAAGUCUAAAUCCAGUUCCAAGAAAUCUGCUUCAAAGAAGUCUUCUUCUGGUUCUUCUAAAAGCAAGAUCUCUGGCUCAAAGAAACAUGUUACCAAGGCUACUUCUAGAAAAGCUUAA
This is a messenger RNA of Arxiozyma heterogenica, 1104 nucleotides long. RefSeq names its product elongation of very long chain fatty acids protein. The transcript has a single exon. Gene Ontology annotation, cellular component: endoplasmic reticulum membrane. Gene Ontology annotation, molecular function: fatty acid elongase activity. The coding region runs from base 1 to 1104 and encodes 367 amino acids. The record is from RefSeq and is a predicted model, not a curated record. Gene Ontology annotation, biological process: sphingolipid biosynthetic process; fatty acid elongation, polyunsaturated fatty acid; very long-chain fatty acid biosynthetic process. Lineage: Eukaryota; Fungi; Ascomycota; Saccharomycetes; Saccharomycetales; Saccharomycetaceae.